Funneliformis mosseae is the source of this 426-nucleotide messenger RNA. The record is from the annotation of a GenBank genome assembly. Lineage: Eukaryota; Fungi; Glomeromycota; Glomeromycetes; Glomerales; Glomeraceae.
AUGUCUACUUCUACAAUUUCUUUAAACUGCUUCACUUUGGUCAAAAACUGGGAUACUGAGACUCUCAUUAUUUUUUUACGUGACCUAAACAUAAAUCUUAAUGAGGAUGAUUUUAAGAUCCUUUGUAAGCAGAAAAUUGAUGAUCAGACCUUUUCAGACAUGACCAAAAAAAAGUUCAUGAAGGAUGGUAUAAAGCGAGAAUCUGCUAUGAAGCUUGAAAAACAAGCUAAAAUAUUAAAAGAGAAAACAAGAGCUCUCAAAAAAGGAAAAAUCAAAUAUAUUUGGCUUUUUCCGUGUGAAGUCAAUAGAAAAAAAGGUCAUAAACCUUUAGCUGAUACUUUUAACUUACAAAAAGAGAUAGUAAAGAAGCUAGCCCCUCCAAAAUUAGAUUCAUUAGUUUCUUCUACUCCUAUUUCUAAAAAAUGA